AUGCCGCUCAUUGUCAUGUCUCAGGCUCGAGCAAUCUCAUUUUUUCAUCCUGGAUUGAGGUUCCUCUGUUGCCUGCUUUUCUGCUUCUCUAAUGUCGUUGCUCGAAAUUUCAAAGCACCUUCCGGUCGUUCUUUCACGUCUGCUUUCAAAGGCGAGGGUGAAGUUCAGGCAUCUCUUCUCGAUGUCUUCGAGGUUCAUCAGCCAGUAUUGAAUACCUCAAAUGGGACUUUCAGUAGCGUGGAACAAGUUUUGAUGAAUCAUUCUUUUGGCUUCAGCUACGGGCACCCCUUUAUUGGAAUUUACAACCCACCCUCACACAACUUUAGUCAUGUUGUUUUCAACUUGACCGUGGUCUCAGCGGGACGCCAGUUUGAUCGACUUGGAAUAUUGUACUUUGGGGAUGUGGAAAUUUUUCGAACGUCGACAGCUGAGCCCACGGUGGAUGGAAUUAAGUGGACAUACUUGAAAGAUAUGACUCCUUAUCUGAGUCUGUUCAAAUCUUCUCAAAAGACAAUCUUUGACCUUGGAAAUCUUAUUGACAACACGUAUACUGGAGCGUUCAAUGCCACCUUGACUGCAUUAUUUUUGAAUGAAACUGAUGGCCAUUAUACCCCUGCAGACCUGGUUGUGCCCGUAUCUGCGCGAUUGUCGUCCUCCAAUCGGCCAAGCGCAUUUUCAUUACCGGGGCAGAAUGCCAGCAACUCGAUUGCCAUUCCGCAGAAUAGUCGUCGUGCCGUCUUUACAAUUGCUGCUUGUGGUCAAGCGGAUGAAGAGUUUUGGUAUACCAAUGUCCUAGACUCUGACACGUUGAGCUUCCCAUCUUCUGGAGCCCUACUAGGCCACUCGCCAUUUCGUGAAGUGCAAGUCUACAUUGACGGUUUGCUGGCUGGAGUCCAAUGGCCAUUCCCAGUAGUGUUUACUGGAGGAAUAGCCCCUGGAUUUUGGCGCCCUAUUGUGGGUAUCCACGCAUUUGACCUUCCAGAACACGAAAUUGACAUCACCCCUUGGCUUCCUUUUCUCCGUGACGGUGCUGAGCAUACUUUUGAAAUUCGCGUUGCUGGUUUAAGCGCAGGCAGUGAUAACAAGCUCUCAAUAUCAUCACCCGUAGGCAACUACUGGGUCGUGACUGGGAAAUUGUUCAUCUGGCUAGAUGACUCGGACAAUGAUGCAAGCAAUGGUUCUUUACCUGAGGUCAUUGCACCCACGCCACAGAUUGACGUUGAGUCAUGGAUACAAACGUUUCCAAAUGGAACAAACAAGACUCUUUCAUAUUCUGUUAACGUGAAGAGACAUAUUCUCGUGUCGUCUCUGCAGAGCUCUCCUAUGGAGCAGCAGCGCGCAGCAAGUUGGAGCCAAUCUCUGACCUUUUCCAACAAUGGAAGCAUCUAUGACAAUGGAAAUACGCAGGACAUGUCUAUGCUGACCACAGGAACUGACGUGUCUCCCCUCGGACUCUACGCCAAACGAUACCAAUAUCCCUUGUCUGUCAACUCAACCUUUGACAUCGGCCCAAACAAUUCCCUUUCCAUUGGCGCUCGUCUCGACCGCGGGCUAGACGUAAAGACAUUUGCCACGGCUGCCUCGUCGUUCCCCUUUGAGCUUGGUACUAUAGGUACUACCAUUAACAGCGACGUUUCUGGGGCAGCAGGCACAUCCCUUUGGCCAUACGGAUGGACGCAGCUUCUCACAAGACAGAACGGGACUGCGCACUAUCUCUCCCUGCCUGGCCGGAAGACUUCGUACAGCUGGGGUACAACAGAACAGGCUUACUCGUUCAAGUCUGUUGACAAUUUCUUCACCCCUCUACUCUCAUCACCUGCGCUCCCAUUAUCCAAUAUUGCAAAUGACCUCCUGAUGGUGCCCCUCGGAGCAAACGGCGAUGCCAACGUCGACAACGGUUCCGAUCUCGACCCUGACCUCGACUCGGUUCCUCAAACAUACAGAUAUGACCGCCAUGUCAUUGCUUCCAAUGGAAAAGUGAUCGAAGAUGAAGAGACGAUUAAUGGCCAGACAACAGUUCAGUAUUCUGCGCCCCCGGGACGUAUUGGAGCCGCUAAUGUCGAUGAAUUUGCUGACGAGGAUGUGAACAAGUUGCUUGGCCGGGGGCGCAGUUGUUAG
Molecule: messenger RNA, 2118 nt
Organism: Xylona heveae TC161
Lineage: Eukaryota; Fungi; Ascomycota; Xylonomycetes; Xylonales; Xylonaceae
Exons: 3
Coding region: 1-2118 (705 amino acids)
Source: RefSeq, a predicted model, not a curated record